Bacillus rossius redtenbacheri is the source of this 471-nucleotide messenger RNA. Its product is annotated as leucine-rich repeat-containing protein 3C-like. The transcript has 6 exons. NCBI's taxonomy places the organism in Eukaryota, Metazoa, Arthropoda, Insecta, Phasmatodea, Bacillidae. Gene Ontology annotation, cellular component: extracellular matrix. The record is from RefSeq and is a predicted model, not a curated record. Gene Ontology annotation, molecular function: protein binding. The coding region runs from base 1 to 471 and encodes 156 amino acids.
AUGAAGGAAAAGCCAGGCCAGUGCAGUUCCUGCGAGCAGGCAAACUCGUCGCAGCUUAUUUUACAAUUGGAGAGACGAAUCACAGCUCUGGAACAACCUGUUUGGACGGUGAGCGCUGCGGAAAACCGGUGGAGGGCUUGCACGAAGGGGCCGUGCAAGUGUCGGCCACAAACACAGACCCUGACCUGCUGGCGCAGCGAGCUGGGGUACCUGCCUCCUCUGCAGACUGUGCCGUCGGACGUGCGACUCAUAGAUUGUGGAAUUAAUCACCUGUCGACACUUCAUAAAGAUGCUUUCAAACAACUUGGAAAUCUUUCAGAACUAGAUUUAUUUGACAACAAAAUCGACUACUUGCCAGAUUUAGUGUUCGAAUUCUUACUCGAGCUGCGGUAUCUGAAAUUGCACAGAAAUCGACUGCGUGAUAUCCCGAGCGAAAUGUUCAUCAAUUUAUCAAAUCUAGAAACAUUGUAA